UCUCUAUUCCUUCCUGGCUGUUGUCCAAUAAUCUUGUGUUUUUUUUUUUUCUAUUUUCCUUUUGUUCCCCCUUCUUCACCCCAACUGAACCUGGCAUUAAGAAGACGGAAAAACCGUUUUCGGCCAUUCAGUUGUCGUUUCGUGUCGUAGACAUGUCAGAAAAGAGCGAUGCACCCGAUGGGAGCGUGUCCAAGACGAAGGACCAGGCAGACACUACUGCUGUGGAGGUUGAGCCCGGGAUGGAGAAAGACAGUGAGAAGCAGGACGAGAGUGGAGCGGAAGAUGGCAACGAUGACGGCCUGAUGCGCGGCUUACAGCUGGUAGUGUUUACAAUAGGCAUGAUGGCAGUGAUGUUCCUGAUGUGCCUCGACCACUAUAUCCUGGCCACUGCGGUGCCGCGGAUCACCACGGAAUUCAACGCGCUCCAGGACGCGGCCUGGUACAGCAGCGGCUACUACCUCACCAACAUGGUGCUGCAGCCUGCCUUCGGCCAGAUGUACGCGCUCUUCUCGCCCAAGCUGAACUACCUGGUGAGCCUGGUGGUCUUCGAGGCCGGCUCGCUGAUCUGCGCGCUCGCGCCGUCGUCGGCCGUGCUCAUCGUCGGCCGCCUCAUCAGCGGCGUCGGCGGCGGCGGUCUGUACAUGGGCAACGUGGUCUUCAUCGGCGCCGCUGUCCCCGGCCGGUCGCGGCCGCUGUAUAUCGCGCUCAUCUGCACUCUCGACGGCGUCGCCUCGGUCUGCGGCCCCCUGCUCGGCGGCCUGUUCACCGACUCGGAGCGGCUGACCUGGCGCUUCUGCUUCUGGAUCAACCUGCCCAUCGGCUUCGUGGCCUUCUUGGUGCUGUGGUGGUGCCUGCGGGAUCCGCCGAGCCUGGCCCGGACCACGGCGGCCAUUCCCGUGCUGCAGCGGCUCGCCCGGGUCGACUGGCUGAGCAUGACGCUGCUGACGGCCGGCUUCACCAUGGUGCUGCUGGCACUGCAGUGGGCCGGUCCGGUGCACCCGUGGUCGGAUCCGCGCGUGUGCGGCUGCCUGGUGGGCGGCGGGAUCGCCCUGGUGCUCUACUUCGUCUACCAGCACUACCAAGGGGAAGACGCAGCCAUCCCCUACCGUGUCCUGCGCCAGAGGACCGUCUUCUUCAGCGCCGCCUUCAUGCUUCUCAUGAGCAUGCUGAUUGGCGCGCUGGUCUACUACCUGCCGUUCGAGUUCCAGGCUGUACGCGGCGACGAUGCCACCGCCUCCGGUAUCAGCAAUCUGGCGUUCCUGAUGCCGGUCAUGAUUGUGCCACUUCUGAGCGGGGCGUUCAUAAGCGUGACUGGCUUCUACGUUCCGUUGAUGUACCUCGGCGGGGCCCUGGCGACGGCGGGCAGCGGCCUGCUGAUCACGCUGCGGCCCAGCACCCCCCGGCCUCGGAUCAUCGCGUACCAGGCCCUGGCCGGGAUCGGCGCCGGCCUCUGCCACCAGAUCCCCUAUACGUCGAUCUUACACGUCGUAGCGCCGCAGGACACCAUCGCGGCUAGUGCGCUGUCCAGCCUCGUCAACAGCCUCGGCGCCAUCCUCGGGAUCGUGUUCUCGCAGGCCAUCUUUGCCAAUGUCCUGAUCGGCAAUCUCGGCGGCGUCCCCGGCUUGGACGCAAGUGCCGUCCUGCUGGCCGGGCCAACAAACAUAGGCACCGCUGUCCCACCUUCCCUUGUCGGUGUGGUGCGAAACGCAUACGCCGCAGCCUUGCAUAGCACAUAUGUUCUUCCGGCGGUGGCUGCGGGAUUGAGUUGCAUCUCCGCCUUGGGUAUGGAAUGGAAGCGGAUCCGCAGUUGAUUGGACCAAGGGGGGCUGGGCGGGACGGGAAUGGUGGGACUGACCGUUGGAAAGAUGGCAGACCCCCUCGGCCAUCCUCCCUUGAUCCAGUCCUCGGGUUUGUUCGGAUUGUGGCGUGCGCCAACCCGUGCCGCGCGGCUCCCUGCUUCUUCCACUUAGCGAAUCUUUACUCGAUAAUAUCCGUGUCGAUUGCUGAUUCUGUGUUACAUGCCAAGUAGCAUGCAUAGAAGAUAAACGGCGGCACAGCGCCAGGGUUGGCACCAUGAUUGCAUCAGCACAGGGUUUGCGCGACGGAUUCCCGUUGCAUCGGGAGAAAUUCGAAUCGAUGGCGACUGCUGCGCCGUCCUGCAAGUGCAGCCGGA
Thermothielavioides terrestris NRRL 8126 is the source of this 2173-nucleotide messenger RNA. RefSeq lists its product as uncharacterized. Bases 153 to 1811 code for a protein of 552 amino acids. Gene Ontology annotation, biological process: transmembrane transport. The transcript has 3 exons. Lineage: Eukaryota; Fungi; Ascomycota; Sordariomycetes; Sordariales; Chaetomiaceae. Gene Ontology annotation, molecular function: transmembrane transporter activity. The record is from RefSeq and is a predicted model, not a curated record.